Striga asiatica is the source of this 690-nucleotide messenger RNA. NCBI's taxonomy places the organism in Eukaryota, Viridiplantae, Streptophyta, Magnoliopsida, Lamiales, Orobanchaceae. The record is from the annotation of a GenBank genome assembly.
GUUCAUGGGAUUUAUGAUGACUUCCUGUCAGCUGAAGUUCUUAGGUCACAAGUGUCAGACAAAGGUGUUUUACAAGUAUUAUUUGAUUUAAAAUAUGCUUCUGAUAUCCUGUCUGGGGGCGAUUUCCAUGCAAAUAAGGAGGCAUCUGAAAUCACAAGCAAAACAGAGUCACAAAAUUCAUUAAUAGGACAACGCACUAAGGAGUUAGUGAAUCGCCUUUCACAAAGGCUGGAUCCCAUAGAUUGGCUGACGUAUGAGCCAUAUCUUUGGAAGAACGAGAGACAGGCGUACCUUAGACAUGGUGUCCUCUUUGGUUUCUUUGUGCAACUUAAUAGAAUACAUACAGACUCUGUACAGAAGCUCCCCACUAACUCCGGAUCAAACAUCAUGCGUUGUUCUAUAGUGCCUCGAUUCAAGUACCUUCCCAUCAGUGUUCCAGCAUUAUCCAUGAGGAAUGCGGCCAGAACCUCUAUGUCGACAUCCGCGGAUGAUGCUUACUUGAGGAAUUCAUGGAAAAGUUACAAAAAUGACGAGAUGUCUCGAAGUUCUGAUGUUGAGGAUGACUCUAGUUUAGGGGUGGCUGCACAAUACGGCAGCUGGACUCCUUUCAUCCUUAACUGCCACCAGAUCAGAUUAUUAACUGGCCCAUCAGAAACAGUUCACUGGAUUACGCAGAGUAGCAGAUUUUCG